Penaeus monodon (black tiger shrimp) is the source of this 1275-nucleotide messenger RNA. Its product is annotated as protein SpAN-like. Gene Ontology annotation, biological process: proteolysis. The record is from RefSeq and is a predicted model, not a curated record. NCBI's taxonomy places the organism in Eukaryota, Metazoa, Arthropoda, Malacostraca, Decapoda, Penaeidae. Gene Ontology annotation, molecular function: metalloendopeptidase activity; zinc ion binding.
GUUUUCACUCCUCAGUCUCUCCCACGGACACUUCCGUCUAAAACAUGUCUCUCCGAUGGCUUAUUCCCUUAAUAGUCGUUGCCGUUCACGCCAGGGUAUAUCCGCCCGAAGUGUUCCAUGACGACCACGACUUCCAUAUGUCAACCGAUACAAAGUUUGGAUGGCUGUCUUGGAAUGGAAGCAGGCAACUUGCAUCAACUUCAUGGAAGUGUCUAAAGGGUACAGUGGCCCGCACCUGAAGAUACAGAGACAUUCUGAUGACUGCAGGUCCUUCAUUGGCAUGGUAUCCACAACUGGUCAAGACUUUUAUAUUUCUAAGGACUGCGAGAGUCAGCAUGGCGAGUUGCUGCACUUGCUUGGUUACGCAGUCGGAUUUUGGCCAGAGGAGACUCGCUCAGAUCGUAAUUAUUAUGUCCAGAUUAAUGAUGACAACGUUCUGACACCUGUGGUGGACAACUUCCCCAUUAUUUCUGAUAAUAACUACAGCGUCCCGUUCGACUACUGUUCUAUUAUGUUUCACCAUGAACGGGCUUUCACGGAUAAUGGCGGAAUAACAAUAGCCACAUUAGACCCUUUAUACCAAGGGGUUCCAUAAAUGGGACCUUCUGUGAUACUGUUCAUUCUGCCUAUGGCGAACAGUGUCUAUCAUCAUAUUCAGAGACUAUUACCUCGGAAACUUCCAUCUCAUCACCAAGCUCACCAGAUUUACCCUCAGAAGUAAAAUUUACCAAGGUCAUUGAGGCCCCAGAAUGCUAUCUAGUAAAGGCAAGCUUUACGACCUUUAAUAUCUACCAGAAGACGAACUAUUACGUCACGGAUUCCACUACAAUAAAUGUCUGCUGGUAUGACGGCUUAGAGAUACGAACGGACGACUUGUAUGAUGGUACUUGGUACUGCGGGACUGAGCUCACUGGACAGACUGUCACUUCUACAAACAAUAAGAUGAUUCUUUACUUCAAGUCUAAACUGAACUUCAUGCCGGGAUGGACAGCGAAUUUUACCUUCAUAGAAGACCCUGCUUGCACAACCACCUCCACUACCACCUCUACGUCCAGCUCUACUUCCACCAGUACCUCUACUUCCACAUCUACCUCCACUAGUACCUUUACCUCUACAUCUACCUCCACUAGCACGCCUACUUCCACAUCAACCACAACACCCUCCCCCGGUGACUGUACAAUUAGUACAUCAGGUGAUAUCGUUUCCUUCCAAUCCCCUAAUUACCCAAGUGAUUAUCCGGAUAACAUAGUCUGUACUCUUCCACCGUCAUACAUG